Molecule: messenger RNA, 2010 nt
Organism: Malus domestica (apple)
Lineage: Eukaryota; Viridiplantae; Streptophyta; Magnoliopsida; Rosales; Rosaceae
Product: lysine histidine transporter-like 8
Biological process (GO): amino acid transmembrane transport
Cellular component (GO): plasma membrane
Molecular function (GO): amino acid transmembrane transporter activity
Source: RefSeq, a predicted model, not a curated record
CAAAGGCCCCACGCUCCUUCUGAUCAUCACUGGCGUUCCGACACACAACACUGAAAGCAAAAAGAAAAAAGUGCCAUUAUUCACACGCAUAAACACACAGAGAAACACAGAGAGAGCUUCUCGUACCUCCAUUAUAUUUAAGAGCAGCAGAGCAACUCUCUCAGGCAUUAACAAAAACACUUUCAACGCAUUAAACGCACUGGAAGCAAUGGAUGAGAGGCCCGAGACGGAGCUGAUAUCGAUUCCGGCGACCCCACGCGGGGUGUCGACGCCGGAGAUACAGACCCCAUCUGGUCAGAGGUCCCCUCGUCUGCCGUCCAAGGAGGCGAAGUCGUCCACGGCCUGGACUCCGACGUCGUUCAUCUCGCCGAGGUUCCUCAGCCCCAUCGGCACGCCCAUGAAGCGGGUGCUGGUCAACAUGAAGGGAUACUUGGAGGAGGUGGGCCACCUCACCAAGCUCAACCCGCAGGACGCGUGGCUUCCCAUCACCGAAUCCCGCAACGGCAACGCUCACUACGCUGCGUUUCAUAACCUCAAUGCCGGCGUUGGCUUCCAGGCCCUGGUGCUUCCCGUCGCCUUCUCUUUUCUCGGCUGGAGCUGGGGAACACUUUCCUUAACCAUAGCCUACUUCUGGCAGCUGUACACAUUGUGGAUUCUAGUUCAGCUUCACGAAGCAGUCCCGGGAAAGCGGUACAACAGAUAUGUGGAGCUUGCACAAGCUGCAUUUGGGGAAAGAUUGGGAGUUUGGCUUGCUCUCUUCCCCACUGUCUAUUUAUCAGCAGGAACUGCAACAGCUUUAAUUCUCAUAGGAGGGGAGACCAUGAAACUAUUUUUCCAGAUAGUUUGUGGACCGCUAUGUUCGUCGAAUCCCCUAACGACAGUUGAGUGGUACCUAGUGUUCACUUCGCUAUGUAUCGUUCUAUCUCAGCUCCCAAACCUCAAUUCGAUUGCAGGACUUUCGCUCGUUGGGGCUGUGACCGCCAUAACUUACUCUACAAUGGUUUGGGUCCUCUCUGUUAGCCAGACAAGACCACCCACAAUUUCGUAUGAACCCAUUUCGUUGCCAACCGCUUCGGCUUCUGUCUUUGCCGUCCUGAAUGCUCUUGGUAUUGUAGCCUUUGCUUUCAGGGGGCACAAUUUAGUUCUCGAGAUUCAGGCAACAAUGCCAUCGACCUUUAAGCACCCGGCUCAUGUGCCAAUGUGGAGGGGAGCCAAGGUUGCUUAUUUCUUCAUUGCCAUGUGUUUGUUCCCUGUUGCAAUUGGAGGCUUCUGGGCUUAUGGAAACCUUAUGCCUUCAGGAGGGAUUCUCAAUGCCCUGUACGGAUUCCACAGCCAUGACAUUCCAAGAGGACUCCUUGCAAUGUGUUUCCUACUAGUUGUGUUCAAUUGCUUGAGCAGUUUCCAGAUAUACUCCAUGCCAGUAUUCGACAGUUUUGAAGCCGGUUACACCAGCCGCACCAAUCGCCCUUGCUCAAUUUGGGUCAGGUCUGGUUUCCGAGUUCUCUAUGGAUUCAUCAACUUCUUCAUAGGCGUGGCGCUCCCCUUCCUCUCCAGUCUUGCCGGUCUACUAGGAGGGCUCACGCUUCCGGUCACAUUCGCCUAUCCUUGCUUCAUGUGGGUUCUUAUUAAAAAACCCACAAAGUACAGCUUCAACUGGUAUUUCCAUUGGAUCUUGGGCUGGUUGGGGAUCGCCUUUAGCUUGGCAUUUUCGAUCGGAGGGGUAUGGAGCAUGGUGAACAGCGGACUUAAAUUGAAGUUCUUCAAGCCGCCGAACUGAUGUUUCAUUGACUUGCUUCAGAAUUAUGCAAAAUUUGUUCAACAAAACUUAUAAACAUGUUUCUUUGGUGCAAAUUCCAUAUGUCUCGUACGUACAUAUGAUCGUUCUUGAUGUCACAUGGUUAAUAUGUUGUAACGGCAAGUUUCUUCAGGUUCUCUAAUAGAAACUUUAUACAUUGUGCCUGCCUAUUCAGUAUUGAAAUGGGAAAUGCUAGAUUAUUAUUAUUAUUUUCA